Lactuca sativa (garden lettuce) is the source of this 588-nucleotide messenger RNA. The record is from RefSeq and is a predicted model, not a curated record. Lineage: Eukaryota; Viridiplantae; Streptophyta; Magnoliopsida; Asterales; Asteraceae.
AUGGAUGCAUACAUAUCCCAAUUUAGUGAGUUAUCUCUUCUGUGUCCCAGAAUGAUCACCUCAGAAGAGAAUAAGAUUGAAAGGUUUAUCUGGGGACUAACUGAACCUAUCCAAGGGAAUGUCAUUGCGGAAAACCCUAAAAUGUUUGAUAGUGCCAAGAGACUAGCCAAGAAACUGUACGAUCAUGGCAAUAAGAAGGGUGCCAAGACAGUGGUAGCGGAGGUUAAAAAGGAAGAAGAGAAUAAGAAGGGGAAGAACAACAAGAGAAAAGAAAAGCAAAACUCGGAAUCGUCUAAGAAGCAACAAACAGUGUAUGUCCAUGCUGCAACACAAGCUACUGCCACACAACAUGCUCCAGCCUUAUCCACACCAAAUGCUUCCAAGCAGUACUCGGGAAAUCUCCCCAACCAUCAUGGGGAGUGUAGAGAGAUGAGUUGCACAAGGUGCAAUCGGAAAGGCCAUACAACGAACUAUUGUAGGAUUCAGAUUCAACAGAACCAGAUGACAAACAACAACAACAACAACAACAACAAUAUCGGAGCUAGCUAUACCUAUUAUAGAUGUGGGAAAACUGGGCAUAUCAGGUGA